CAAGGUGAAAAACCGUCUCUCUGUUGCCCUAUCCAUUUCUUGCUCUGAACUCUCACUUUCUCUUCUCAUGGCUUCCUCCCUUUCCUCCUUCUCAUCUCUUCUAAACCAACCACAUUCAUCAAUCUUCAUCAAAAUCCAGAAAUAUCGUUAUCUUAAUCUCUGUUUCCUCUCAAACAAAACCCAUUUUAACCCUUCUUAUUCUCCUCUUCGAACACUCAGAUGUACUUCUUCUCUAAAUUUCCCCAGAAACUUUUCACAAUUCCAACCUUCUUCUUCUUCCACCACCAAUAGCAACAUCAAAAAUGGUCCAAGUCUCCAUGAUUUCAUCUCUCGUGCCGUAGCUGCUGCUUCAGAUGUUCAACCAGCUGCACUUCCAGUUACUCCAAUAUCUACUUCAGAAGUUCUACCAAGGGGUCGUAUAUACCAUGAGACAUAUGGAUGUCAAAUGAAUAUUAAUGAUAUGGAAAUUGUCUUAGCAAUUAUGAAGAAAUCUGGAUAUGAUGAAAUUGUAGCAGAACCCGAGAGUGCAGAAGUCAUUUUUAUUAAUACUUGUGCAAUUAGGGACAAUGCUGAGCAGAAAGUAUGGCAGAGGCUUAAUUAUUUCUGGUUUCUUAAGCGACAAUGGAAGGGAAAUGUUGCUACUGGAAGGUCUGUGUCAAAGCAUCCUCCUAAAGUAGUUGUGUUAGGGUGUAUGGCGGAGAGGUUGAAAGAUAAAAUACUUGAUUCAGAUAAAAUGGUUGAUGUUGUUUGCGGGCCUGAUGCUUAUAGGGAUUUACCGCGUUUAUUAGAAGAGGUUGAUUAUGGUCAAAAGGGGAUUAACACUCUUCUUUCCCUUGAAGAAACUUAUGCCGAUAUUAGUCCAGUUAGAGUCGCAAAGAACUCGAUUUCUGCAUUUGUGUCUGUGAUGAGGGGUUGCAAUAAUAUGUGUUCCUUUUGCAUUGUGCCUUUCACAAGAGGAAGAGAGCGAUCGCGUCCUGUGGAAUCGAUCGUGAGAGAGGUAGGCGAGCUUUCGAAUGAGGGGGUGAAGGAGAUAAUGCUUCUUGGUCAGAAUGUGAAUAGCUACAAUGAUGCUUCUGGCCUUGAAAGUGAUGCUGAACCAGACGCUACAUGGGCAUUAAGUGAGGGGUUUUCCAGCAGGUGCAAGGUCAAGAAGACGGGAUUGCGCUUCGCUGAUCUUUUGGAUAGAUUGUCAAUUGAGUUUCCUGAGAUUCGGUUCAGAUAUACAUCUCCACAUCCCAAAGAUUUCCCAGAUGAAUUUCUGUAUUUAAUGCGAGACAGGCAUAAUAUUUGCAAGAGCAUCCAUUUGCCUGCUCAAACAGGGAGUACAACAGUACUUGAAAGAAUGCGCCGGGGAUACACCAGGGAAGCAUACUUAGAUCUCGUGCAAAAAAUUCGGCGAAUCGUGCCUGAUGUUGGGAUUAGCAGUGAUUUCAUAUGUGGAUUUUGUGGAGAAACAGAAGACGAACAUGCUGACACAAUAAGCCUUCUAAAAGCUGUUGGUUAUGAUAUGGCAUACAUGUUUGCAUAUAGCAUGAGAGAGAAAACCCAUGCCCACAGAAAUUACACUGACGAUGUACCCGAAGAUGUGAAGCAGAGAAGGUUGGCUGAAAUGAUCCAGACAUUCCGUGAAACGACUGGUCAGUGCUACGACUCCCAAGUUGGAACCGUCCAACUUGUAUUAGUUGAAGGACCUAACAAGCGAGCUCCAGAGACAGAGCUUAUUGGCAAGAGUGACAGAGGUCAUAGAGUAAUUUUCAAAAAUGUUCCAAUCCCACAUUUCACUGAAAAUGGUGAGAAACAGCUUGCAAAAGUCGGUGAUUUCGUCGAAGUUCGGAUUUUGAAAUCAACAACAGCUUCACUAUUUGGAGAAUCACUUGCUGUAACAAAAUUAAGCUCGUUUUAUGAGAGUCCAGAUGUAGCUGUUGCUUGUUCAGGCAGAACUUGAUGACUUUUUAUUGCUGCAUCUAUAUCUAUAUACAUUUCCCAUCUUUAUAAGGCAAAUUGUUUUCCA
Molecule: messenger RNA, 2011 nt
Organism: Papaver somniferum (opium poppy)
Lineage: Eukaryota; Viridiplantae; Streptophyta; Magnoliopsida; Ranunculales; Papaveraceae
Product: CDK5RAP1-like protein
Exons: 3
Coding region: 68-1945 (625 amino acids)
Biological process (GO): negative regulation of cyclin-dependent protein serine/threonine kinase activity; tRNA modification
Cellular component (GO): mitochondrion; cytosol
Molecular function (GO): 4 iron, 4 sulfur cluster binding; tRNA-2-methylthio-N(6)-dimethylallyladenosine(37) synthase activity
Source: RefSeq, a predicted model, not a curated record